Molecule: messenger RNA, 1142 nt
Organism: Didymodactylos carnosus
Lineage: Eukaryota; Metazoa; Rotifera; Eurotatoria; Philodinida; Philodinidae
Source: the annotation of a GenBank genome assembly
GGGGGGGAAAGAUCUAAAUUUUUUUAUAUGUUUAUUUUUCAUUUACAUAACUGUAAACAGACAGCGAUAGAUCCGGGGAAAAAAUAUUGUACAUUAGACGAGUCAUUUAGUUAGGUUGAUGUGAAGGUUUGAAUUGAAAAUAAAUGUGUUAAUGUGGUAUCAGUUGCUAUGGUGAUUAAGAUUUGGGAAAAGGGAGGCAAUUUUUUAGGUUAUCUAUCUAGAUGCGGCGUCACAUAAAUGUGGAUGAACGUGGGGAUGAAGCUAGAUAGAUAACCUAAAAAACUGAGUUAUUUUCCUUUGGGGAUGUGCCACUUCUGUUGUUGAUUGCUUUAGAUGAGCUUUGUCGUUUUUAUAAGGGACUUACGAAGAAAGCUACGUUAGAAUUAUGUCAUUUUAUGCUGUAAGAAUAGGACGAACACCUGGUAUUUACUGUAGUUGGGACGUGUGUAAAAAGCAGGUUGAUGGAUUUUCAAAUAGUAAGUUAGUCUGCAAUUUAUACACCUUUUCGUAAAAAAUGUGUGAUUUUAGGUCAGUUUAAGAAGUUUCACGACAAAGAAGCGGCUGAGCAUUUUCUAAAUGGGUUUGCAACUGUGAAGGUAGUCGCUGAUGUUGAAGCCAAUGAAGAACUUGAUUGGGGUGACACCAGUGAUGGUGAAAUUUUGGAUGCUGUGAAGCUGUUUGAAAGUACGCAGUCGAUAAAGAUUGACGGAAAGGUGAAUUUGAAAAAUGUUGAAUUGAUUGGUAUAAAUGGUAAAAGGCACGAUGCGGUUUCAGAAGAAAAAUGUGAUUGUGGAGAUGAUGAAGAAAAGCACGAAUCGUCAGAUGUUAAUAAUAAAAAUGCCGUCUCCGAUUUAGAAAAAGCAAGUAUUGUCCGAGGUGAAAAAGCGGUUUUAUUAAGCACAUUGUGCCAAUCAGUUGUGGUUUUAGACAUUGGAAGCAACAGUACCAAGAGAUGUUAUCAAGAAAUUCGCACCCCAGAUGAAUCAAUGCAAUUGCAAUGUGAGAAUGUUCGAUUAUCUCCCCCAUCGUUUAAUAAAAAAUUUCACGGAAGCAUUCCGCUGUUACAAAACAGCUUAUCGGCAAUGUAUAUCCAUGAUGAUACGGUUUGGUUCGAGGCCCAAGAAUACAAAGAAAUAGACUAG